UUGUGCCUUUAUCACCAUUUAAAAGAGAAGAGAAAAAAAAAAAAAAGAAUCCUAUGUAAAGAAGGAAUAGAAAAACUCUCCGAUCAUGAUGGGAAACAUUCAAAUCCUUCUUACUCUUAUGGUGGUGAUGUUGCUGUGCAACUUUAUGAUGAUCUUGUCUAUGAAAUCAACAACCAACCUUAGUACAGAUCAGUUGGCUCUUCUUGCACUAAAAGAGCAUGUCAUUACUGACCCUCAAAACCUCCUGGCAACCAACUGGUCUACUUCGGCCUCUGUUUGUGGUUGGGUUGGCGUGACUUGCGGAUCUCGACACCGCAGGGUCACUGCUUUAAAUCUCUUUGGCAUGAAUCUCUUCGGUACCAUACCACCGCAUGUCGGAAAUCUGUCUUUCCUUGCUAGACUCAACAUUGGAAACAAUAGUUUUCGUGGCUCAUUACCCAUCGAGUUGGCUAAUUUGCGUCGGUUGAAAUCUGUAAGGAUGUCUGACAACAAUUUCGAUGGGGAAAUCCCAGCAUGGUUCAGUUCCUUCACUCAACUUCAAGACUUAGUUAUGUAUGGUAACAACUUUACAGGUGUUAUCCCAUCUUCUUUGUGCUCUUUAUCAAAGCUAGAGAAUCUGCUCUUGGCUGAGAAUAACCUAGAAGGUCAAAUUCCUGAAGCAAUUGGAAAUCUUUCUAGUUUGAUAGCGUUACAUUUAGAUUAUAAUCAGCUUUCAGGCUCCAUACCUUCCUCAAUCUUCAACAUAUCUUCAUUAGUAGAAAUUCGUCUCGCCAACAACCGGUUCUUUGGCUUCAUACCCUCCAUCCCACAACUCAAGAUAUCUUCCCUGCAAAGCAUUGAUUUAACAUUUAAUAAUCUCACUGGUCUUCCAUUGGAUAUGUUUGAUCGUCUACCAAAAUUACGAAACCUUUAUUUGAGUUACAAUCAGCUUUCUGGAGGAAUUCCAAUGAGCUUAUUCAAGCUGAAAGAGUUGGAAGAUUUAUCUUUAUCAUUUAAUAGAUUGAAGGGGAAAAUACCUAAAGAAAUCGGAAAUUUGACUAUGCUUAAGCGACUUUAUCUCGGUUUCAACAACUUUGAAGGUGAAAUUCCUCAACAAAUUGGCAAUCUUUUAAAUUUGGAGGAGAUAAGCCUAACUAAUUGCAAGCUAAUAGGGCAUGUUCCUCCUAUUAUUGGAAACCUAACACUUCUAAAAUUGCUCGAUUUUUCCAGCAAUAACUUGACAGGUGAAAUUCCGCAACAGGUCGGUAAUCUUCUAAAUUUAGAAGAAUUUAACCUUAAAAAAAGUGAUCUAUCAGGGCCUAUUCCUCGGACUAUCAGUAACCUAACAGUUCUACAAUUCUUCGAUUUUUCCUAUAACCGCUUGACUGGCGAAUUACCAAUUGAGAUUGGCGACAUGCCAAGUUUGGAUGGCGUGUAUUUGUCAUCUAACAGUAUCUCCGGUGUCAUCCCUCCUCGAAUAUUUAAUAGUUCGAUUAUGUGGGAACUUUCACUAUCUUCAAACCGGUUCGUAGGCAGUCUUCCACCAAGCAUUUGGCUUCCGCAACUUGAAACGCUGCUUCUUGGAGGAAAUAAGUUAAUUGGUUCAUUUCCUUCUUCCAUCUUGAAUUGCUCUCUGCUCGUUUCCGUUGACCUAUCUGGAAACUCAUUUUCAGGAUACAUUCCUCUUAACCUUGGCAACCUAAGGCAUCUGCAAUGGCUCACCAUAGGGGACAAUAAUUUCACUAGCGAACCAUCAUCCUCCGGAAUGAGCUUUUUAUCAUCACUGGCAAAUUGCAAAAACUUGACAUUCUUGGCAAUUGAGAAUAAUCCAUUGAUCAGUGGUAACCUUCUGGUUUCACUAGGAAAUCUCUCUGUUUCGCUUCAAAGUUUCAGUGCUUAUAGCUGCAACAUUCGAGGCAGCAUUCCAGUUGAAAUUGGCAACCUUAGAAACUUGAUAAGAUUGAACCUAGAUAACAAUGAGCUGAUUGGACCUAUUCCCACCACAAUUGGAAGAUUAAGAAAGUUGCAGAGCCUCUCAUUUCAAGACAAUAAGUUAGAAGGAUCCAUCCCAUCAGAGCUAUGCGAUUUGAACAGUUUGAGUUUCUUGUAUCUCACAGGUAACAAAUUUGCUGGGCCAUUACCAGUAUGCUUGGGUGAUCUCGUUUCUCUUAGACAUUUAUUUUUGGGCUUCAAUAUGUUUGUUAACUCAAUACCCUCAACAUUGACAAGGCUUAUAGAUUUGUUGCAACUAAACUUGGCUUCCAAUUUUCUCACCGGAGCUCUCCCAACUGACGUUGGAAAGUGGAAGGUUAUUAAUGAUAUUGAUUUUUCAAGAAAUCAAUUAUCAGGUGAAAUCCCAAGCACAAUUGGUGAUCUCAAAGACCUAAUUUCUCUCUCAUUAUCCGGUAAUAAGCUGCAAGGGUCUAUUCCUGAGUCUUUUGGUGGAUUGAUAGGACUGCAGUUCUUGGAUCUGUCAAAGAAUAACUUCUCUGGAACUAUUCCUAAGUCCUUGGGGAAACUUUCGUAUCUCAAUAUUUUAACGUCUCUUUCAAUAAAUUGCAAGGAGAAAUUCCAAUCGAAGGACCCUUUGCCAACUUCUCCAUUCUAUCGUUUAUGGGGAAUGAAGGACUAUGUGGUGCACCUCAAUUGCAACUCCCACCAUGCAAAACUAAUUCUCCUAGACGUUCUAAGAACGCUAUUAAGCUUGUAAAAUAUAUUGCAUUGCCAAUUGGCUCAACAUUGCUAGUGGUAGCCCUGAUUGUCAUCUUUUUG
Messenger RNA from Durio zibethinus, 2751 nucleotides. NCBI's taxonomy places the organism in Eukaryota, Viridiplantae, Streptophyta, Magnoliopsida, Malvales, Malvaceae. The record is from RefSeq and is a predicted model, not a curated record.